This is a messenger RNA of Fusarium oxysporum Fo47, 2136 nucleotides long. RefSeq names its product stearoyl-CoA 9-desaturase. Bases 308 to 1735 code for a protein of 475 amino acids. Lineage: Eukaryota; Fungi; Ascomycota; Sordariomycetes; Hypocreales; Nectriaceae. Gene Ontology annotation, biological process: unsaturated fatty acid biosynthetic process. The record is from RefSeq and is a predicted model, not a curated record. Gene Ontology annotation, cellular component: endoplasmic reticulum membrane. The transcript is spliced from 2 exons. Gene Ontology annotation, molecular function: stearoyl-CoA 9-desaturase activity; iron ion binding; heme binding.
CAUCCAAUUCAAUCGAUUCUUUCCUGCGCCCAGCUCCGGCUCGGGUCUGUCUCUGAUAGUAUAAAGUCCUUUUAGAGCCCUCCGCCCCAACCAGAACUACUUCUCGACCAACCUCCUCCAGUUCCUUUCCCCUCUUAUAAACCCUUCACCCUUUGUUUAGGAUACUCUUCAUCCUAAAAAGGUUCAGUUUUCCCUUCACUUAUCCGAGUAACCAUCAACUUGGUGGUUCUCUGUGUUGGGUUCCUAUAUCUUCGAGUCGACGACAGACACUUGCCAUCGCCAACCUAUAAUCGACAACUCAAUCGAUAUGGCGACAGCUACUGCUGCGGGCAAGAAUGCCCAGCCAUUCCCUGAUGGCACCAAGGACUAUGUUCCUCUCCGCGCUGGCGGUGCCAAGAAGGAUACCAAUAAGGUCCAUAUUGCCGAUACUCCCAUGACCUGGAGCAACUGGCCUCAGCACAUCAACUGGCUCAACACCACGUUGGUUAUCUUCGUUCCCUUGGCCGGCUUCAUCUCCGCCUAUUGGGUUCCUCUUCAGCUCAAGACUGCCCUUUGGGCUGUCUUCUACUAUGUUCACACUGGUCUCGGCAUCACUGCUGGUUACCACCGACUUUGGUCUCACUCUGCCUACAAGGGCACUACCCCUCUCAAGAUCUAUCUCGCUGCUGUCGGUGCUGGCGCCGUUCAGGGUUCCAUCCGAUGGUGGUCAUAUGGUCAUCGUGUUCACCACCGUUAUACCGAUACCGACAAGGACCCCUACUCCGUUCGCAAGGGUCUCAUGUAUUCCCACAUGGGCUGGAUGAUCCUCAAGCAGAACCCUAAGCGACAGGGUCGUACCGAUAUCACCGAUCUCAACGAGGACGCCGUCGUUGUCUGGCAGCACAAGAACUACAUCAAGUGUGUUCUCUUCAUGGCUCUCGCUUUCCCCGCUCUCGUCGCUGGUCUUGGCUGGGGUGACUGGUGGGGUGGACUCGUCUACGCUGGUAUCCUCCGUGUUUGCUUCGUUCAGCAGGCCACCUUCUGUGUCAACUCUCUUGCUCACUGGCUCGGUGAUCAGCCUUUCGAUGAUCGCAACUCGCCCCGUGACCACGUCAUCACUGCUCUCGUCACCCUUGGUGAGGGUUACCACAACUUCCACCACGAGUUCCCUUCGGAUUACCGCAACGCUAUUGAGUGGUGGCAGUACGAUCCUACCAAGUGGAGCAUCUGGUGCUGGAAGCAGCUUGGUCUUGCUUAUGAGCUGAAGGAGUUCCGUGCCAACGAGAUUGAGAAGGGCCGUGUCCAGCAGCUCCAGAAGAAGCUUGACCAGAAGCGUGCCACACUCGACUGGGGUAUUCCCCUUGAGCAGCUCCCCGUUGUUGACUGGGACGACUUCGUUGCCCAGGCCAAGGCUGGAAAGGGUCUCGUUGCCAUUGCCGGUGUUAUCCACGACGUUACCGACUUCAUCAAGGACCACCCCGGUGGCAAGGCCCUCAUCAACUCCGCCAUCGGAAAGGACGCUACCGCUAUCUUCAACGGUGGUGUCUAUCUCCACUCCAACGCUGCCCACAACCUGCUGUCUACCAUGCGUGUUGGUGUCCUCCGCGGUGGUUGCGAGGUUGAGAUCUGGAAGCGUGCUCAGUUCGAGAACAAGGAUAUUACCUACAUGAAUGACUCUGCCGGUCAGCGCAUCAUCCGUGCUGGCUCUCAGGUCACCAAGAUUGUCCAGCCCGCUGCCAGCGCCGAUGCUGCUUAAGCGGUACAAUCUUAUCUAACGACGAGAAGAGGAGGAGGGAUAAUUGGUCGAUGUGCAAUGUGGAAGGAUACGAAAAUCUUCAUGUCCGUAGAGACAUGUCGUUGAAAGGGUGUGGGGAUACAGUCAGCCACAGAUCACAUGUCAAAACAUGGACUGUAGGCGGGCGCCACACCCAUCCCUGGAGGACGAGAUAAAAGCACAGCACGUUUUUAACGCGAAAUCAUAAAUUCGACUCAUGAAUGGCGUUGGGGGGUUUCUUUGUGUUUUGAGACUACUUAGCUUUUGACGGCUUUGGACAAUACCAUAAGAGAAUGGUUAAACAUGAAAUCAGCGAGUUGCACAACCACCACUUGGUUCUUCAUCAGAUAGUAUGACUACUCGGAAAUACAAUUUUUUGAAUA